This is a messenger RNA of Rhizopus microsporus ATCC 52813, 1718 nucleotides long. Its product is annotated as TPR-like protein. The transcript has 5 exons. The coding region runs from base 88 to 1425 and encodes 445 amino acids. Gene Ontology annotation, molecular function: protein binding. The record is from RefSeq and is a predicted model, not a curated record. NCBI's taxonomy places the organism in Eukaryota, Fungi, Mucoromycota, Mucoromycetes, Mucorales, Rhizopodaceae.
UUUUUUUCUUUGUCUGUUUUCAAAAACUCUAUUAGUCUUUUUGUUUUUCUUUUAUUUUCUACUUGUUUGAAGGGAGAAUAAAAAAGCAUGUCAUUCAGGUUUGAAACUGAACAAUGGCAGUCAGCAUGUAUUGCCUUUGACAAUGGAGAAUAUGAAACAUCCAUCAAAAUGUUUAUUAAUAUAGCAGAUAAUUCUAAAAUACACUUCAAUAUUGGACUUAUAUUCGCUAUAGCAGAUGAACAUGAUCGAGCAAUAGCAUCCUUUACAAAAGCAAUUGAACUUGAUCCAUAUUUAGCAGUCGCUUAUUUUCAAAGAGGAGUCUCGUAUUUUAUUCAAAACAAGAUGGAAGCAGCUGAAGCAAGCUUCGAUCAGACCUACGAGCGUUUAAGAGGAAACAGUAUCAUCAAUUAUCACCAACUCGGCCUGUCAUUUAAAUUAUAUGCAUGUGAGGCACUUUUCAACCGAGGCAUAUGCAAACUGUAUUUAGGAAAAAUUGAUGCUGGAUUAACUGAUCUGUAUUACGCUCAAAAGGGAAUUCAGAUACCAGAACAUAAUGUCAUUAAACAGGCAGUACGAGAAAGAGGCAAGGGUUACUCUGUCUUUUCUCUUCCACCAUCUGUUCUGUUCAGACCAACAGAAAGUCGAUUACGACAAUUAAAUGGAGGCAUGUUUGCAGCUGUUGAUCAGCUCGGCCUAAAGAAGCCUAUCCCCAGAAACCAUUCGAUCCUCCUCGAUCAAAGACCAUCUUACAAAUACUCAUUUUCAAAGCCACUCUCAUCAUCAUCAUAUGCAUCCCCAACUUCUUCUUUCAACCGUUUCUUUCCACGAAAGAAUGACUCAGGCAUCUAUCAAUCAGACGAUUCGACCGCAUCUUCAACAAGCAGUAGGUAUACCCGUGGCGCAGACAGUGGCUUUGAAUCUUCGACUGAGGACAGGUAUUCUUCCUCGCCCAAGACUUCAUCUAAAUUAGCCUUUGAGUGUCCAUCCAAAGAAGAAGACGAAGGCUAUGGUGAUUUUGAUAAGGAGCUCGAAGAAGUCUAUGGCUCAAUCAAUACCAUGUCGUUGGAACAGGAGACAGAAUGGAACAAACAACAAAGAUGGUCUCCACAAGAGAACCUGUUGCAUCAGCCCUCAGCUUCAACUUCCUCAAACAGUACGGCCGGAAAAUUAAAGAUCAAAGUUCACUACAAGGAUACACGAAUCCUAUUGGUCUCUAAUACCAUCAGUUUUGAGGAACUCAAGCUGAGAGUUCAAGAAAAAUUUAAUGCACCUAGUUCGAUUCUGUUGAAAUACAAAGAUGAAGAAGAUGAACUGGUGUUGCUGAUAGAUGAUGAUGAUUUACAGAUUGCAAGACAAGUCUGCAGACAUUCGAAUACAAAAGGCUAUGACCUUGAGAAACUAGAACUUUGGUGUGUUGACAUUUAAAAUAUUGUUAUUUUUUUAGUCUUUUUUACUUUUUUUGUAAAAUAUUUUUUUAUUUUAAACUUUUUUGUAUAUUUUACUAUAAACAGAGCCACAAUAAAAAUACACCUUUGUUUCAGUGUUCAACAAAAUAGGGCUUAGGGUCAUUCUUUUGCCAUCAAUCAACCCCAAAAAAGUAAAAAAAAGACAGGGCUUCUUUGUUAUUGUUUACAUUUCAGUAAAGGGCUGAAAGCAUUUACUUUGUUCUAUUAUUAAACAUGUACUUGACGUAAAAGGGAUUGUCUCAAAUAAUGAAA